This is a messenger RNA of Cuscuta epithymum, 1529 nucleotides long. The record is from the annotation of a GenBank genome assembly. Lineage: Eukaryota; Viridiplantae; Streptophyta; Magnoliopsida; Solanales; Convolvulaceae.
CGUCAAACCGCUUCAAAACGUUGCCUAGCUUACCCAAUUUUAGUUUUCAGCUCCACCCUCAGAAUAAAACGACGACCUUGGAAUCCCUCCUCUUUGACACUCAGAAGGGUUACAGAGGAUCCCCUGCUCGGCGUCAAUCUGCACUCACUAUCCCCGCCGCCGUUCAAUGUCAGGUUCGUCCGUAUACUCACCCAUGACCCAAACCUUGAUUAUGCUCUGUACAAGUCUAACUCUGUAACUCAGACGAGAUGGCUUCAACGCAUGACAAUAUGGACAAAGAGAGCUUCAAGUGGAACAAUGAAUAUGUAAUGAUUUUUUGUGAGAUAUGCAUCAAAUACAUCCAAAAUCAGAGGCGUGGGUUUAUGAAGUGGCGAGAGAUUAAACAGGACUUUGAAGAUGUUGCCAAGUGCAAAAUCACACACAAAAGCUUAAAAAACAAGUGGGAUUCAAUGAAGAAAGAUUGGAGAAUUUGGAAGUUUUUGAAGCGUGACGGAACCGAUUUAGGUUGGGAUCCUAUUACCAAAAGGCUGAAUUGUUCCAAUGAAUGGUGGGAUAAAAAGACUAAGGAAAACCCUGAUGUAAAAAAAUUCCGCAACAAGUAUGUAGACCCUAAACUGGAAGACCUGUGGGCUAAAUUAUUUGAAAGCAAAUACGGAAACGACAAUGGUUAUAUUACACCGACUGUGGAUCCCGAGUCGAUGCAACUUGCAAACAUUGAGGUAGACAACAAAGAGAGUGAAAAUGAAGAGAAUAGAAUGCUUGAAGAAGGCCAUGAGAAUAAUGACUAUAAUAAUAUAUGUUCUGAGAAUAGUGGGUCUUCUUCGCGGCUGGGGGGUUUGGAUAGGAAGGAGACUUCUUUAUUUCUUCAUAAUAAUUUCCCUAGUGAGAUGAAUCGGUGCAAUGGUACUGCCCAAGUACCACCAAAUCAAGGUACAAGCACUCAAUGUUUGGAUCCUGAUCCCAUUCGAAUGGGGUGCAAAAGGAGACAACUACCAGUAGGGAUGGAAAAGAAGCUAUCUGGUCAAAUUGAUGCUUUGGUGUCAAAUUCGAACAAGGUACUGAGAAUUUUAAUGUCUAAUAGAAAUGUGAGGAGUAAUAAUUUAAGUAGUACUAGUUCUUGUAUUGCUGAAGCAAUGCGUAUUGUUAAUCGCAUGGUUAGUAAUGGGGUUUUGGAAAAGUGUGGAGAUUUGUGGUGUUUUACUGUUUGUCUUCUUGAAGAUGAAGUGAGAAGAGAACUUUUCAUAAACAUGGAAGAUGACACUUCUAGAAAAGCAUGGUUGGUGUAUGUGCAUGAUAAAGGUAAUUGAAUCGCUCCUUGUAUUAGAGUAAUAUUUACUUAUGUUGGGUGCAAUAUUGGUCUAACUUCUACUUACUGUAUUGGGCAUUGUAUGGAUAUUAUUUGUACAAUCUAUCAAAUGCAUACCACACUUUGUGGUUUUUACUUGUAAUUUUGAUUAAAUAUUCGGAGUAUUUGUGAAAUUUAUGUUCACUGCUAUGUGUCUGCAUCAUGGACAGGGAAAAAUGUUUUA